CGGCGCGUUCGUUUGCUCCGUCAACCAUCCUCGCUGCCCCAGCCAUGUCACAAACCAAGAAAAUCCAGGGCAAAAUAUUCAGAGGCGAGAACGGCAAGGGGCCCCAGCCUCGCUCGACGUCGGAUCCUGCCCUCACGAUCAACAUACCGAAGCCCGCGUCGUCGCAGACCGCUUCUCCAGCUCCACCCAAAAUGGCAAGGGCAGAGGCUACCUCGUCGCCGAAGCAAGAGCAACGGGACGGGGGCACUCGACCAUUCCGAGCUAGGCUGGUUGAUCGACUGGGCGAUGAAUACAAGGGUGUAGAGAGGCAUCGUCUUGAUCAGGACCGCAAGCACGAGCUGCACUGGAAGAGAUGGGGGCCGUAUCUCAGCGACAGGCAAUGGGCCACUGUCCGUGAGGACUACUCUGCCAACGGCGACGCCUGGAGCCACUUCCCCCACGAACAUGCCCGCUCGCGCGCUUACAGGUGGGGCGAGGAUGGUAUCGCAGGCAUCUCGGAUAACCAUCAACGCCUCAACUUCUCCCUGUCGCUAUGGAACGGUCAGGACCGCAUCUUGAAGGAGCGUCUCUUCGGUGUCACCGGUCAUCAGGGAAACCAUGGCGAAGACGUCAAGGAGCUUUAUUAUUACCUUGACUCAACUCCGACGCACUCGUACAUGAAGUUCUUGUACAAGUAUCCUCAAAAGGCCUUCCCUUACGAGGAGCUCGUGCAGGAGAACCAACAUCGCGAUCGCGAUGUGUCCGAGUUCGAGAUCCUGGACACGGACGCUUUCGAUGAGGACCGCUACUGGGAUGUCUUCCUAGAAUAUGCGAAAGAUGAAGAAGACCCUGAAAGCAUCUACGUCCGGAUCACCGCCUACAACCGCGGCCCCGACCCAGCUACGUUGCAUAUCAUUCCACAGUUCUGGUUCACGAACACCUGGUCAUGGCCGGCGGAGAAGCCCAAGAUGCCAACCAUGACUGCCUCGGGCAACACGGUCAUCACUGCUGUCCAUCCCACCCUCGGCAGAUAUCAUUUGUACUGCCUCCCAUCACCGCCGCCUGUCUCUGCGAACGGGUCACCGGUCGGUGAGAACGGUGCAGCAGAUGGAGAGGACAUGGAUGCCAUCGAGCCGGAGCUCCUCUUCACCGAGAACAACACCAACUUCCAUAGACUCUAUGGAGGACAGAACGAUGUUCCGUUUGUCAAGGACGCUUUCCACGACCACAUCAUUCCUUCCCACCGCCCGACUUCGCCUCCAGAUGGUCAGCCGAGUUACUUCAAGACCAAGAUUCACUCGAAUACUGUGCACCAUGAGGAUGGGACGCCGAGCUCCGAGGAGGAGCAGGGCCCGCGUACACCCUUCCCUCAGACGCCGUCGUUCGUGAACCCAGAGAAACGCGGCACCAAGUCUGCCGCACACUACGUGUUCGAGGACGUACCUGGGCACGGUGGCUGUGCCGUCGUUCGCAUGAAGCUCACGCGCCGCAAACCGGGCCAGGACCCGACUAUCGAAGACGAGGGCAUGUUCGACGACGCCAUCGAGGAACGGCGCGAGGAGGCGAACGAGUUCUACGCCGCGCUUGUCAUGGGUCCGAUGACGGAUGACUUGCAGCAGAUCAUGCGCCAAGCGCUUGGUGGCAUGUUGUGGACAAAGCAGUUCUACCAAUUCGUUCAGACAGAUUGGCUCAAGGGUGAUCCUGCGCAACCUCCGCCGCCGCCUGAUAGGAAAAACAUAAGGAACAAGGAAUGGAAGCACAUGUAUGUUGCGGACAUCCUCUCCAUGCCCGACAAAUGGGAGUAUCCUUUCUUUGCGGCAUGGGACACUGCAUUCCAUUGUAUCCCUCUCGCUGUGGUCGACCCAGAUUUUGCCAAGAAGCAGCUGGACUUGCUCACGCGCGAGUGGUACAUGAAGCCCGAUGGUCAGAUCCCCGCGUAUGAGUGGAAUUUCAGCGACGUCAACCCUCCCGUGCAUGCAUGGGCGACGUUCCGUGUCUUCAAGAUCGAGCGCAAGCUGUACGGCCGAGAAGAUCUCCCGUUCCUCGAGCGUGUGUUCCAGAAGCUGUUGUUGAACUUCACGUGGUGGGUCAACCGCAAAGACCAAGGCGGAAACAACGUGUUUGAGGGCGGUUUCCUCGGCUUGGACAACAUCGGUGUUUUCAACCGCUCGGAGCCACUACCAACGGGCGGCGUUCUUCGGCAGGCGGAUGGCACUGCCUGGAUGGCCUUCUAUUGCCUCAAUAUGCUGAAUAUCGCACUCGAAUUGGCGAAGCACAACCCUGUCUAUGAAGAUAUCGCCUCGAAGUUCUUCGAACACUUCAUCUUCAUUGCUGACGCCAUGACCUAUCGUCAGGGUGAGCAAGAGCUCAGCCUCUGGAGUGAGGACGACGGUCUGUACUACGACGCCAUUGAAUUCGAGGGCGGGCACACUAUGCAGCUUCCCGUUCGUAGUCUGGUUGGCCUCAUCCCACUGUACGCAACAUGUGUGAUCGAGCCUGCCACGCUCAACCGCGUCCCUGGUUUCAAGAAGCGUUUGGAGUGGUUCAUCGAGAACAGGCCUGAGCUCUCUGAACGUAACGUGGCGAACAUGAAGGCCGGAGGUCGUGGCGAGCGCAGGCUGCUCGCGCUUGCUAACAAGGAUCGUCUGGUCAAGAUUCUUCAAAAGAUGCUGGACGAAGACGAGUUCUUCAGUGAGCACGGCAUCCGGUCUUUGUCCAAGAAGCAUAAGGACCAACCUUGGGGUAUAGAUGUGCACGGCCAGCGGUACGAAGUCAACUACUGGCCGGGAGACUCCAAGUCUGGCAUGUUUGGUGGUAAUUCGAAUUGGAGAGGCCCGAUCUGGCUCGCCGUCAACUUCCUCCUCAUCGAGAGUCUGCAGCGGUUCUACCAGUACUACGGCGACGAGCUUCAAGUGGAGUGCCCGACGGGCAGCGGGGACUACAUGAAUUUAGUCGAAGUCGCGGAGGAGAUUCAACACCGCAUCAUCCACAUCUUCGGCCGCGACGCUGAGGGUCGGCGAGCCACGAACGGGGGUAACCCGAAGCUAGACCGUGACCCGCACUUCAGGGACUACGUCUGGUUCCACGAGUUCUUCCACGCUGACGAUGGCCGAGGCUUGGGCGCAUCACACCAGACUGGCUGGUCUGGGCUCGUAGCAUACCAUAUCCUCCAGAGCGGUGCUACCUGCAGGCUACCGAGAACCCCCAAGACUCCUCGCAGUCUUGCCCACCACUAUUUCGACGAACACAUCGAAGCGCAGUCAGAGUACGGCGACGAGACGCACUCGCUUCGCAGCGCAUACAGCGCCGCAGACCUCAACACCCUCGGAGACAUCUCCCCCGACGCUUUGUAAAAUCAUUUCGAAUCCUCACCUGGACAUUGGCGUUCUGAUAGCCCAUCACGGAUGACUGUACCACGAUUGUGUACAAUAUAUCACGGUAGAACCUCCAGCAUGUAGCCCGCCGCAUUUUAGAUCUCAUUCAAUACACGUUGUUGUCUGUUGUAGUAA
This is a messenger RNA of Rhodofomes roseus, 3488 nucleotides long. Its product is annotated as Six-hairpin glycosidase-like protein. The record is from RefSeq and is a predicted model, not a curated record. Gene Ontology annotation, cellular component: endoplasmic reticulum membrane. Gene Ontology annotation, biological process: protein N-linked glycosylation; oligosaccharide metabolic process. NCBI's taxonomy places the organism in Eukaryota, Fungi, Basidiomycota, Agaricomycetes, Polyporales, Fomitopsidaceae. Gene Ontology annotation, molecular function: Glc3Man9GlcNAc2 oligosaccharide glucosidase activity. The transcript has 15 exons. Bases 45 to 3332 code for a protein of 1095 amino acids.